Messenger RNA from Uloborus diversus, 2390 nucleotides. RefSeq names its product adenylate kinase-like (gene Ak2). Gene Ontology annotation, biological process: ADP biosynthetic process. The record is from RefSeq and is a predicted model, not a curated record. The transcript has 6 exons. Gene Ontology annotation, molecular function: ATP binding; AMP kinase activity. The coding region runs from base 147 to 893 and encodes 248 amino acids. Gene Ontology annotation, cellular component: cytoplasm; mitochondrion. Lineage: Eukaryota; Metazoa; Arthropoda; Arachnida; Araneae; Uloboridae.
UAUGAAUAUGUAAUAUUUUUUCGAGCAAUGAUUUUAUUUAAGUUAAUAUAUUAAAAAAUCUUGAUUCUCUUGAACUUUAUGAAUGUGUCACGCUCAAGAUAUUCUCCCUAUAAAGCCUUUCAAGUUUGAUUUUUAAAAUCUAAAAAAUGGCUCCUGUAGCAGCUCCAUUAAUAGAUGUUAAGGAGGAUUUGGAUAAAAAGUCUGAGAAAAUUGGAAUAAAUGCUGUUUUGUUAGGUCCACCUGGAGCUGGGAAAGGUACACAAGCUCCUUUAUUAAAGAAAGAAUUUUGUGUUUGCCAUCUUGCUACUGGUGAUAUGUUGCGAGCUGAAGUUUCUUCUGGCUCAGAGUUUGGAAAAAGUAUUAAAAAAAUUAUGGAUGAAGGAAAAUUAGUUAGUGAUUCCAUUGUUGUGGAUCUCAUUGACCGUAAUUUAGAUAAAGAUGAAUGUCGCAAUGGCUUCUUACUUGACGGCUUUCCUAGAACUGUAGCUCAAGCUGAAAAGUUGGAUGAAUUACUUGAAAAAAGAAAAACUCAACUUGAUUCAGUCAUUGAAUUUGGAAUUGAAGAUUCAUUGCUAGUACGUAGGAUCACAGGCAGGUUAUUUCAUCCACCAAGUGGCCGAUCUUAUCACGAGGAAUUUCAUCCACCGAAAGUUACCAUGACUGAUGAUAUCACUGGCGAGCCUUUGAUUAAAAGGUCCGAUGACACUGCGGAAACACUUAAGAAACGCCUGGCUACAUACCACCUGCAGACAUCACCUCUGGUUGAUUAUUAUCGUAAAAAAGGGAUUCACUCUCGUAUCGAUGCAUCUUUAGAUGCUAAGAGAGUAUUUCAAGAUAUCCAAAGGACGUUUCUAAAUGCCAAAUCCAAGGACAAAAUUCUGUUCUUAGGGUAAAUGUGAACCAACAAAAUAGGUUUUUGUAAUUGAAAAUUUUUUGCUCUAUUGAAAGCAAUUAAUUAUUUUAAUAUUACAAGUAAGAAUAUUAGACCCGUAUCUGGGCUGAAAAUUGUGAUAUAAAAAGGAUGAUUACUAUACAAUAAUGAUUUUACUAAUUUUGUGCGUGUAUGUUAUAAAGUUUCAAGAUGAGCUGAAAUGUAAAGAAAAUAAUUUGCUUUGUAAACUUUGAGAACAACUAUAAAAAAAUCACAACAUAAAUGAAAGAUAAAAAAUUAUUUUGUACUGUUAAUUUUUACAACUGAUAUUAAUGUUUUUAGUUUAAAGGUUUCAUUUUUCAUAGCAACUUUUAAAUGACCAAUAUCAUUCUAAUAGCUUUUUUUUUAAUCAAAAAUAUUGAGUGUAAUGCUUAAAAGUAAAUUCAAUAAUACAAUUAGUUACAAAAAAAAAAAAAAAAAAAAAAAUCAGAUUGUCAAUAGCCUGCACAUUUUUAUCUUUUCAUGAAAUGAUAGUUUAUUUUAAAAUUUUAUAACUUUAAGUUGUAUUCUAUUGGUGAACAUUAUUUCAAAAUUGUCAAAAUAUUAACUGCAAUUUAGAAAAGCUUUUAACUGAUAGAAAUCUAUUCUAUGCAAUAAACUGAAAUAUUUUUGAAGAAUACCAGAGGAAUUAACAAAUAGAAUAUGAUAAAAAUAGUUUUAUCUUUUUUGGUAUCUAGUACACUGUACUCAGCCUACAUUAUUAACUAAUAAAUUGCAAACUUAUUAGUUGUUGAAUAGUUAAGUCAUUUACUAAUUAAAAAAAAUUAUAUAUAUAUUUUUUGAAUUUUUUUCACCGUUGCAACAUUGAUUCGUUUUGUGCUAAUGCUAAAAUUCUUAACGUAACAUUACAUUUGAGUGCAGGAAAUAAAUCAUAACUUUCUUGGUUGAAGUCAUGUAGUGUAACUGUAUCAUUUUAAAAUUUUUCAGUGGUAAGAUAGGUUUUUUGAAAAGCAAAAUAAAAAUAUUCAUUUUAUGAAUUCUUAAAAUUAGUUUUAAAAAUCUUUCAUUAAUAAGCAGAUCUGAUUGUUUACUGUGCAUAUUUCGUUAUUUGCACCUGCUCUCUAUGCACUUGGUAGUCCUUCGACAUUAUUUGUUUUUACAUAGCAGCAUCAUUUGAUUUUGAUUAUAUAUUUUACUCAGUUGCAAUGAGUGCAUUAAUAUUUUCUUGGUGAUUUUGACCUGUUUUAUAGGUCACGUAUUCCUAAAAUUUCCUUUAUUUAUCAUGUUGCAUUGCUUCAAUCAUUCUUCAAGGCUUUGUUGCCAAAUUUUUAACUGUAGAAUUUUUUACACAAUAUAUUCAAUGAUGAAAUGUAAAUUCUUUUAACAUAUCAUGUAUUAAACUUGAGAUUUUCUUUUUAAAAUGUUUUUCCAUUUCUUGAAUUUGUUUUAUAAACCAAAGACUCCAUUUCUUAUGUCCAUGUUCCUACAAUCUACACAAAUGAAAUAAAUGUUGUUACUC